Messenger RNA from Cololabis saira (Pacific saury), 3009 nucleotides. RefSeq names its product FAM161 centrosomal protein A (gene fam161a). The transcript has 7 exons. NCBI's taxonomy places the organism in Eukaryota, Metazoa, Chordata, Actinopteri, Beloniformes, Belonidae. Gene Ontology annotation, biological process: cilium organization. Gene Ontology annotation, cellular component: cilium. Bases 328 to 2523 code for a protein of 731 amino acids. The record is from RefSeq and is a predicted model, not a curated record.
GUUGCAUUCAGUUGAUAAUCCCAAACUCUUAUCUAUCCCCUGACCAAUAACAUAACUGUCCUUCCAUGCAGUAUGUUGCUGUUGUCCCAUUUCAGUGACACGUCUGACAAACAGUCCAAGAAAUAGAGUAAUGGGACCAGACAUCAAGGUACAGUAUAUGUCAAGAGAGGCCUUUGGUGCUAAGCCUUCUUUUGUGCUCCACCAUAUGGCCCUUGUCACUCCCGCUGCAGGAUAAUAGGCUUAGUCCUGAUGGCGCUUCAGCACUACUGAGGAGGGGGACACCUUGUAGCUGCUCUGCCAGCUAAAAGAGAAACAAAACACAACAGGAUGGAGUAUGAGGACUCGGGCUCUGAUUUCUGUGAUGACGACUGUCUGGGGAGGGGGGACAUCCACAUAAGAAGCAACUACAGAACAGCAAGAGGCUGCUUUGACUUGAGUGAGAUCUUCUUUUCAAAUGAGGAGUACUACAGCAAGCUGGAGGAGCUGAAGAAAGCCCACGUGCGCACCAUGGCUGAACUGGAGAGCAUGUACCAGGAAAAGCUGCAGCUCAAGUCCAUGGAGCCGUUAGAUACAACAGCCCUGGAAGUGGAGCACAGUGUACUGUGGACAAAUACUAGCCCGGCUCCUUACCACUAUUGUUUGAGGAAGGCACAUUCUGCUGUGGAACUGAGAUGGGACUCUGGAAAGUCAGAUUCUUCAGAUGAAGAUGAAGAUGAAGCUGUUGGUGACAAUGUGGAGAACGGCCUGCUUCUUUCUCCCAAAGAGCACAUCAAGAAUAUGUGGAUGGACUUCAGGAUGUCUCCUUAUAAGCAUCACCUAUCCUCGUCACUGCAGAGUAUGCCAGGAGAUGAGAGGAGAACACGAAGGGGGAAAGAGAAGAACAGCCCAGGAAACAAAGAUGGACAACAGGAGCAGUGGAAACAUAAAGUGACCAUCCCAAAACCUUUCCACAUGACACUGCGUGAAGCUGAAAAGCGAAAGCGUGGCAUAAAAACACGCUCAGAGAUUGAAUUUGAGAACACAGAGCUGCGACGACAGUUGGAGGAAUUGACCGAAUGUCAAAGGAAGUUUCGCGCCAGCCCAGUUCCUGCACAUGUUCACCUCCCACUUUAUGAAGAGCUGCAGGAGCGGAAGGAGGAACGGCGGCGCGCUAUGCGAGAGGGAGAGGAGCAGCUUCCUCGAACCAUUCAGAAGCCCUUCAGUUUCCUGGAGAGGGAGCGGCUAAAGAAGGAGCAGAAACAUCUACGUCAAUCAAAGGCGUCCGACCAGGAUAAAGUUAAACCUUUUAAAGCUAAACCUGUGCCAAAGUCUGUGUAUGCAGCAGCAUCGGGUGAACUGAUGAAAGAGGAGCAGCUGUACCGGUCUAUAAAGAUACAGAUGAGGGCCCACGAGAUGCUCCAUAGUGCUUCAAUGCCUUCCAGCAUGCUCACACGGCGGCUCAGUGAACGCAAGAACACCAAACACGGUGGCUGUUCAGAUGAAGACUUCUCACACAGGCCACAAAUAAACAGAGAGAUACCUGAUUUCAACGCCAGUUACAGACGCUUCCAAAAGCAGCUGGAGAAGCAGAAGGAGGUGAAGUCUACAACUACGUGCGAACCCUUUGACCUGAAGACAUCGCAGAUCUCCUCUCACCGAGAACGUGUCAUAGCCGACAUUGAGAAAGAGCAGAGCAGCCCUCGGAUGCAGCGCUGGCCUUACAUCAGUCCCGGGGAAGUGCGGACGCCAAACUCAAGCCUCUGUUCUUCCCUCUCAGGCAGCCUUGAACUCCUGCCUGCCAAAGUCACAGACACCACAAAAAAGCGCCACGAGGCUGUGAGAAAGCUCUUGGACCAGAGGAAGAAAGAGGAGGAAGAGGAGGAGCGGUGGAAGGAAAAACAGAGGCAAAGGGAGAAGAAGCUUCAGAGGGUGGUUUUGAAACGUGCCCAAGCUAAUGACCCCCAUCUGACUCUGGCACAGACCAACCAGAACAAACUGAAAGAGUUCAGGAAACAGGAUCUUGAGCGCAAGAAGGAAUACCAGCGCGAGAUUAAGGACAUGCAGGAGAGAGUGAAAGGAAGGCCACUGCUGCUGGAGCAGGUUGCACAGAGGAAUGCCAAACGGGCAGCAGAGAAGCAAUACAUCAAAACCCUGCAAGGAUGUGACGUGACGGAGGAGUUUGUCAGCACCAAGGCAGCCAGAUCAGCGUCUCUACAUAAAUCCUCCCUCUCCAGUGAGAACAAGACAAAUGACCCAGAAGAGGCAGAUGCGGAUUAUGAACCUGUUUGCUACAGGAAGGUCUUCCUUGAUGAUGAAGACAUUGAUGAUACGGAUGAGAGGGAUGGAGGACGGGUGGAGGACGAGAGUGAUAAGGCCUCGUCAAACAACCAAGAUGGUGAAGACGGCAGCGGUCACCACAUGGAAGAGGAUCACGAUGGCAAAGAUUAUCACUAUUCUGAUGAUAGCUAUCACUACUCAGAUGAUCAUGAGAAUUACUCAGAUGAUAGUGACCACGAUGAUGACGAUAAAGUACAUGAUGCAUGACAAGGAUUUACGAUAAGGGAUCUGCAAUAGUUCUGAUGGACAAAACUGAAAACAUCAAGUGAGGAUGAUGGAGGCUUCUUUCGAUUUUAGGAUAGCUGUGAAGUACAAAAAGUGAUGUUUAUGUAUCUAAAGCCCUCUGUUUCACUUGCUCAAUAUUCUCAUUAAGUGAUUUGUACUGAGAAGGGAAUUUCAGAAUUUGGGUAUUUGUUGGUUAUUAUCAUUCUGAAUCAUCAAUGUAGUGUAUGUAUCGACCAUAUCUCAUUUGUACAGUAUUUGCUAUUACUUGUCGAGAAAAGUUAAGUGUUACAACAAAUCUGCUCUGUUUAAGCAUUUCAAUACUCUGUUUAAGUCACAUAAACUCUUAAUUAUCUUAGCUUUAGCAUACAAAAACGAUAAUAUUUUAGUAGUUUUGUACACCUGCAGCGUAUUAAUGUACCUUUUAUGCUGAACGAUGCUGCUGACACCAGAAUUUCCUGUACGGAUCAA